AUGGCCCAAGCCCUAGGCUCAACCGCCGAAGACUUCCAGCGCGUGGUAGUUCUGUAUGAAGGAGAGUCUGACGCCGCGGCAACGACUAGGACCGUUCGCAUCAUUGACGAACAUGUCGAUGAUGAUGAUAAUGGCGGCACGUCCAGCAACCAAAGGCAGGGCACUACCCAAAACGCCAAGCAUAUCGAGGGGAUCAGCAGAACAAUGUCCCUCAAGAUGGUGCGAGAGUGGAUCAAUCAGAGGGCAGAGAAGUCGGCAAUGACUGAUGUCGUGCCCAAAUACUACUGCUUUAACAGCGGCAGCACCAUUUUGCAUCCCGACAAAGAAUACAUGACGCUUGGAGAAUACCUGCGUCAGGAAGCUUGGUAUCCCCUUGAGCAGAUCGGCGAUCUAUUCAGCCCAAAUCCAACUAAAAUAACCGCCGUCAUUCGAAUCGCUCCGACGAUCGUCAUUUCGAUCCCCAACACAAUCGAGCUGCGCUCCCCCAGGGAUGCCACGUGGCCGAUUCCUAUUAUAUACGCUUCAAGACACAGCGUCCCUGUCGAGGCAAACGAAGCGAUCCAGUCAGCCACGCCGCUCUCGCAGCACCAGCAUUCGUACCGAGACACCAAAGAGCGAUUCGUCGAUCUCGUUCUGCGAAAGAGCGAUACAUUCUUUGCAUUCAAAAUCGGCCAACGCCGGUCGCUGUUUGUUUUUGAUCCCGACGCCACCAUCAACCAGAUCUGGGAUGAGAUCCUCAACUUUUACGGCCUUGGUGAUCGCGAGCCCAGGUCCAUCUGGAACGAAAUCUUCUAUUCCGGAAAACGUACUGAUUUUGAUAGUGACGAACAGCUCAUAGAGGACUUUUUGGCAAAGAAGUACCAGUCGCUGGAUCAGCUUCGUUUCGUCCCCGAUCAUUCUGACCGUGGCUGGACAUUUUCUCAAAUACUGGGAUUCUCUCCGACCUUCCAAAGCCAAAUCGUCGGCAGUGAUAUCAACAUUAGAAACGGAAUCAUCCACAUGCAGUGGAAUUGCGAUGAGACACGUCCACCAACCGGCCCCAAGUCACUCACAUUACAACUCGAAAUCGUCCAUGUGGAGCCAAUCGAGUCCAAAGUCGAUGAGGAAUUGCUCCAAAAGCUUGCGGAUCAGUUUGAAGACGGUCGACUGAACCAGAGUCAAGGGCGCCUCACAGCAGCCAGUGGGUUUCUCGACAAGGUGUCGGAAAGCCUGGACGACCUCCAAGGCAAGAAGGAAGGCGUCAGCAACGCUGUUGAAAACUUGGGGAAGCUGUUCUCCAGCAGCAGCAUCAAGCAGCUUUCGGAUUUUCUCGAUCAUCUCGAGAUUCUACCAUUAAUCAACAACGCCAUCAAAGUCCUCAGGUAUGUCGCAACCCACAUCGCAAUGAUAGCGGAAAACCAAAGCGAGAUUCGCGAACUUGGGGAAUCGGUUGAGAAUCUGAAGUGUGCCCUUGAGUACCGACACAAGGCAUACUUCUCGGAGGCAGCGCGAUAUGUGAUCGAGGAUUCUACAUACGAAGAGAGAAUGAAGGAGGCAGUUAAGAGGGCGGUCUGUACCCUCCAAAACUAUGUACGGUUGCAGCUGGAAUACAAAAAAGCGCCCAAAAUCGAAAAGGCGCUUCGGGCCCAGUACUUCAAAAAUCAAAUCGGAAGCCACAAAGGAGAGGUUUUGAAUGCCUCCAUGGCCCUGCUUCUCAAGGAUCCGAUCCACAUCGCCAUCGACAUAUCCGUGUUCCUGAACAAUCUCCAGAGUGUCGACGGGCAGCGAUUCUGGCGAGAGUACAACCUUCGACGCGAGAUUGAUGUCCGGUUCUUCAAGAGGGCACUCGGAAAAUACCUGGGAGAGUCGGAUGUCGAUAAAACCAAGCUAGACAAAAUAGUCCGAAAGAUCGACGAGAGUGCUGACGGGUUGAUUUCGAUCUCAGAAUUCGAUCGAUGGCUGGGCAAGAAGUCAGUUCUGGAGGCAUAUCAAGGAGUCCAGGCCGCGGCCAAGAUGAAGCCAUCAGAAGGAGCAGCAAGCGACCGUGAAAUCCAAGACGGAGACUACAGCAAAUAUUCUAUCCUACUUGAUCGUCCUCCAAGCAUGACCGACGAUAUUUUGGGCCAUCUCAACGCGCGCUUCCAGGAUUCACGGAGUCCAAUUGUCCGGAAGAUAUGUGAAUGGGUCGAGCAGGUAGACCAUAAUGCUACCAAAUCCAUUAUACUUACGGCGAAGCCUGGGUACGGCAAAUCUAUAAUGGCAGCGAUGGCACAUUCGGUCCUCAAAGAUAGCGACAAGAUCCUCGCAUCUUCAUUUUUCCUCAGAGCCGACAAGCCAACAAGGGUUGAGGUUGUCACAAGUUUAAUGGAGCAAAUGGUCAAGCGGAACUUCAUCUUGAGAAAGCACAUGCUCCUCUAUUUGAUCAAGUCGAUCGCAUCCGAAGAUGACCAAGGCGAUGAAGAGUCCUCGCAGGACAAUACAAGGAAACUGAAUGGAGAGAAGAGCACUCAAACGGCCGGAGAUCAGUCGGAAGCCAACAAAGCACAGCCAAGCCCCAACAACGAACAGCCAAGUCUCAAGAAUCAAUCCACUCCGGCUAAAGAGGAUGGAGGCGACAGUGGCGACAUCCAGUCCUCAAAGGAUACAUCUGCCUCAAAUCGCACACGGGUCGUGGUUGUCACAACAACACGCGAAGAGGGAUUGAUUUACGGAGAAUUGAAAUCGAUUAUGCCACUGCAGAUGGUGCCGCUUGAUUUCAGGAAUGAAAAUCCGACAGGCCUAUUGAUAGCAAGUGAAAGCGGUGAUCAAAAGACGAACCUCCCUUCCCCAUUCAAAUCCCAAGAAAUUCACGAUUCCAAUCAAAGUGACUUGAUCGCGUACACCAAAUAUUUGGCUGCCCAGAUGGGACUCGAUAUCGCUUCUGACAUUGCCGAGGACCUGGCAUCCAUGUCAAAUGGAUUGCUGUUGUGGGUCAAGCUGGCGAUGGCAAAGCUACGCGAGGACAUCAUUGGCUCGGGGUCGAAGUCCGUAUCCGCCGUGGACAUCAAAGGCAUUCCCCUUCAAUUGAGUGAUGUCUAUAAGCAUCUUCUGGACAGGUCGGUAGCAAGGUUGAAGGAUACGACAAAGGUCGACUUUGAGAACACGAUAACCACUAUAUUGAUCGCGUACGAGCCACUCAGUACACGCGAUCUGUUUUACUUGUUUUUCUAUGAAAUUGGCAUCGAAGCCGAUGACGGAUCGGCUCAAUCCUCGAAUCAUGAGAGCGACUCGACUGGAAGCGAUGCUUCCAAGGUCGACCUUCUUGCAUCUCCAGCUAGAGCAAACCAAAAGACUCUCAUGAGACUCCAGGUAUUCCUUCAAGAUCUCAAAUGUGCCAUCUCCCGCCGAGGUCCGUUCCAGGAGGUGACCGAAGAGCCUAUAACCGACGAUGAUUUGGAGGAAGUUUUCCGAUGGCUUGACGAAACAGCCGACUCUGGAGCGAGUGGUACGCUCCACGACAAGGGUUGGAGGAGCGACAAGGGACAAGAACGACUGAAGGAAUAUGUCAAGGCGCAAGAACUAUCACGCUCUGAUAUCCGUUACUACUCGAACGAGCGACUUCGCAAGAUCGAUGACAGGACUGACUACCUCCUGGAGAGAAGCAUGAUCAGCUCUGUCUUUAUAAACGAUCCUCAGGGAGGCUCUUCAACCCAGGGUCGUCAGGACACGGAUUUGGAGGAAAACCUCUCGAGGGCCUUUGUCAUCAAACCAAGGUGA
Polychytrium aggregatum is the source of this 3735-nucleotide messenger RNA. RefSeq lists its product as uncharacterized. The record is from RefSeq and is a predicted model, not a curated record. The transcript is spliced from 7 exons. The coding region runs from base 1 to 3735 and encodes 1244 amino acids. NCBI's taxonomy places the organism in Eukaryota, Fungi, Chytridiomycota, Chytridiomycetes, Polychytriales. Gene Ontology annotation, molecular function: calcium ion binding.